Messenger RNA from Trichomonas vaginalis G3, 987 nucleotides. RefSeq names its product cupin domain-containing protein family. The record is from RefSeq and is a predicted model, not a curated record. Gene Ontology annotation, molecular function: 5-amino-6-(5-phosphoribosylamino)uracil reductase activity. Bases 1 to 987 code for a protein of 328 amino acids. Lineage: Eukaryota; Parabasalia; Trichomonadida; Trichomonadidae. The transcript has a single exon. Gene Ontology annotation, biological process: riboflavin biosynthetic process.
AUGGCUACAUCCCUUGAUGGAAAGAUCAUUGGUAAAUUCAUGGAAACAGAAAAUGCAAUGGGAGUUUUAACAGAUUAUGUUUGGACAAAUAACUUUUUCAAACCAGAUGCUUUUAUGUGCGGAACUAAAACUGUAACUGAAAUGAAUACUGAACAGCCAGUCCUCAAUCCAGAUGAGAAAGAUGUUCCAGAGGGUGAUUUUAUUGCAAAAGGUGCAAAGGCUCCAUUCCUCGUUGUUCCUGACUCAGCAGGCAAAGUCGGAUGGAAGAACAAUUAUUUCGAAACACCAUACAUCCAGAAAUCCGAUGUUAUUGAAAUCCUUUCAGAAAAGGCAUCCCCUCAAUACAGAAAUUACUUAAGAAGACUCAAUAUCUCUUACAUCAUCGCGGGCAAGGAUCAUGUUGAUGUUGUACCAGCUGCUAAAGCUUUGAAGCAGAAAUUCGGCAUCAACACUCUUGGUGUUCUUGGUGGAGCUACAAUUAACUGGUCAUUUGUUCAAGCUGGUAUUGUUGAUGAAUUAUCAAUCUGCUUAGUAGCUGCUGGUGAUGGUGCAAACAAGUCAUUAACAUUGUUUGAGAAGGCUCCACAAAUUGUUGAGAAUUCGCCAGUUGAAUUUGAGCUCAAGUCAAUUGAUAGACUCAGCAGAAACGGAUUAUGGCUCAAAUACACACCAAAGGCUGCCAGAAAUGAAGAGAGACCAUAUUCUGGUCAAUUUGACUUAGGCAAAAAGAACGUUGAUUACGCCAAGUUCUUCACAGGUACAAGUUAUCUUAAUCAACUUUCAAACCAAGGUGCUACAGUUCUAAAUGUUACAUUUGAACCAGGAAGCAGAAACGAUUGGCACAUUCACCACGGAGGAAAUCAGAUCUUACUUGUCACCGAUGGCUUUGGUUGGUACCAGGAAGAAGGAAAGGAACCAAGGUUCUUAAGAUCUGGUGAUGUUGUUGAAAUUCCACCAGAAGUCAAGCAAUUGGAAUGGCGCAUCUAA